This is a messenger RNA of Pteropus alecto (black flying fox), 438 nucleotides long. RefSeq names its product transmembrane protein 207 (gene TMEM207). The transcript is spliced from 5 exons. Lineage: Eukaryota; Metazoa; Chordata; Mammalia; Chiroptera; Pteropodidae. Bases 1 to 438 code for a protein of 145 amino acids. The record is from RefSeq and is a predicted model, not a curated record.
AUGUCGAGAUCCAGACCUUUUAGUUUCAUUUCAGUGAUCUGCAAAACAGGACCCCUGUGUUUGCCACUAUUCCAGUUGGUGCUCUCGGAUCUACCAUGUGAAGAAACUGAAAUGUGCGUAAACUAUAAAGAUCAAUACCCAAAUGACUGGCAUAUCUGGUUCUUGCUGCUGAUUUUCCUGGUAGCUUUGCUCUGUGGAGCAGUGCUUUUCUGCCUCCAGAGGUGUCUGAGGAGAUCCCAGACUGGUUGCCCAAGACAUACUAUGGCUGUUUUUGCUGUUGGAGACUUAGACCCUGUUUAUGAGACAGAAGCUGCUGUGAAUCCAACUGUUGGAAUUCACCUUCAAACUCAUAACCUUGAACUAUAUCCUAUUCCAUGUUUCGGCACUUUAGGCUCUCCACCUCCAUAUGAAGAAAUUCUGAAAUCGAGCCAAUUUUAG